GUGAUUUAUAAAUGAAACCACGAUCAUGUUGUCCGACCGAACCAGAACAUGACGUUGCUAGAUUUUGGGCUGGAAAUACUGAAGUGCCAAUAUCAAUGCCUUCAUCUCAAGGUGGUUGAUAUGUAGCUGAGACAGAUGAGAGUUCCACUUUCUGUCAUGCCGUCACAGUGCGCACCUCAUUCUGUCAUAGAGACAACCGUGGUCGUCACUUUCUUCCUGCAUACCAAACAGAGCUCUGUCUCCGAGAGGAACAGAGAGUGGGCGGGGUUCGCCGUGGUUGUCGGGGCUGAAGAGCGUCUUGGAUAAGCUGUGUUCAAUAUCCUCACGCAUUAUUAAAAGGAGGUCAGUAAAGCAAGGACCAUGGCAGCUCCAUUAAGAUCACUUGUUGAAGAUAAUUCAAGAUGCUUCAAAUUAUUUGAACUCUUUCUGGAUCACUCAUCAGAGCACCAAUGUAUGCAGGACUUCAUCCAUAAUACUCUACCAGACAUACUGGGAAGCGUUGGUGGAGGACGGCCCGUUUUUAAUGUAAUGGGUGUAGGGAGUGGUACAGGUGUGGUGGAUUUAGAGAUGCUAGCACAGCUUCACAUGAAACAUCCACAAGUCAAAGUCGACAAUGAAGUGGUGGAGCCAGGCACUGACAUGUUACACAAGUAUAAAGUUCUGGUGUCAAAAACGCCAAAUCUUGAUUACAUUAACUUCACAUGGAAUAAGAUGACAGCUUCAGAAUUUGAAAAACAGUGGCAGGAGAAAAACCUUGGAAAAAAGAUGGACUUCAUUCACUUGAUACAGAUGCUGUAUUUUGUGAAAGAUCCAGAGGCCACUGUCUCAUUUUUCCGGAGUCUGUUAGAUAAAGAUGGAAAACUCUUAAUCAGUCUGGUGUCAGGUGAGGGUGGAUGGACGACAUUAUUGAAGACCUACAGAGCUUCUCUCUGUAACCCUGAGAUCAGCCAGUGUGUCAAUAUGGGAGAUAUAAAGACCUUCUUGGAUACCAAGGACAUCCCAUACAGUAAUUAUGUGAUUCAGUCCCACAUGGACAUCACAGAGUGUUUCACAGAGGGAGAUGAGGUCGGAGGACUGCUGUUGGAUUUCCUAACUCAAGUGAUAGAGUUCAGUAAGAACGCUCCUGAAGACCUGAAGAAAGGAGUGCUGGACUUACUGAGACAUCCAGACUGCAGUAAAGAGGUGGACGGCAGGAUAAUGUUCAAUAAUAGCAUGGAAGUUGUAGUGGUUGAGCCGUAGCCCCAUGACUCCUCAAUAUAAUGACCUCCAAAGGAC
This is a messenger RNA of Misgurnus anguillicaudatus (oriental weatherfish), 1275 nucleotides long. The record is from RefSeq and is a predicted model, not a curated record. NCBI's taxonomy places the organism in Eukaryota, Metazoa, Chordata, Actinopteri, Cypriniformes, Cobitidae.